Saprolegnia parasitica CBS 223.65 is the source of this 979-nucleotide messenger RNA. RefSeq lists its product as hypothetical. The coding region runs from base 20 to 979 and encodes 319 amino acids. Gene Ontology annotation, molecular function: protein binding. NCBI's taxonomy places the organism in Eukaryota, Oomycota, Saprolegniomycetes, Saprolegniales, Saprolegniaceae. The record is from RefSeq and is a predicted model, not a curated record. The transcript has a single exon.
UUUCGGCCGCAGAUCUAAAAUGGACGACGACCACAACUUUUACGACGCGACCGAGCACGAUGUUGUCGCGAUGACCGACCCGUCCCGCGCGCACCAGGUGCUGCAGAUGCCCGAGCUCUUCCGCGCGAUCGUGCAGUUCCAGCGCGGUAUCGUGAUGCCGUUUGCGCCCAUUUGCCGUGCGUGGGCCGCGCGCGUGCCGUACCUUCAAGGCCGCUUCCUCGUCCACGCGUUCAACCUCGACGAUGUCUACGAAGCGUCGCUCUUCCAGCAGCUCUUUGUGAUGCGGCCACACAUGUUUAGUGCCGGCGUCAUGGACCUCUUGUGCCGGUACGGCGACCUCGACAUGGUCCACUUUCUGCAUCUCCACGGCGCUCCGUGCUCCAAGGACGCAAUGGAUUGGGCCGCGAGCGCCGGGCAUCUGCACGUCGUGCAGUAUUUGCACCAACACCGCCGCGAAGGUGCGACGACCGACGCCUUGGACAAUGCUGCCAAGCACGGGCACUUGGCGGUCGUCGAGUUUCUCGACCGACACCGACACGAAGGCGCGACCACCAAGGCAAUGGACGAAGCGGCGGUCCACGGACACCUCGAGGUCGUGCGGUACCUCCACUUUAACCGGCGCGAGGGCUGCACCAAGUACGGCAUGGACCGCGCAGCGCUCGAAGGCCACUUGCGCAUCCUCGAGUUUCUGCACAGUCAUCGCUACGAGGGCUGCACCGUGAACGCGAUCAACUGGGCGGCGCAGCACGGGCACCUCGAGAUCGUCCGGUUUCUCCAUACGCACCGGAAGGAAGGCUACACGGCGAACGCGCUCAAGUGGGCAGCCCAAAACAACCACUUUGACGUGGUGCACUUUUUGCUCUCGCGCAAGGAGACGAUCCAGCGCCACAUGACGUCGGCGCGCCACGCCAAGGGCGGUGACCCGCUGCGGCAGAUUCGGCGGCUCAAGCAAGCCGCGUGCCAAUGCAGCGUGAGCUAG